Molecule: messenger RNA, 2731 nt
Organism: Bactrocera dorsalis (oriental fruit fly)
Lineage: Eukaryota; Metazoa; Arthropoda; Insecta; Diptera; Tephritidae
Product: serine/threonine-protein kinase minibrain
Exons: 1
Coding region: 1-519 (172 amino acids)
Source: RefSeq, a predicted model, not a curated record
AUGCUUGGCGUCGGCCUACCCGGCCCCGGCGUGGGUUUGGCUGGCGGCAGCAUCGGCGGUGCGCUAGGCGGCGGUGGCGCCACUUCACCUACCACAUCCACUGCCUCGGCAGGCAUAGUCGGUUGCGGCAGCAGCAGCGGCCUACUAGGCAGCGCCGGUCUGCUUCCCGGCUCUGCCUGCAGCACCUUGCCACAUCCGCCGUCUUCCGCCGCUGCGGCCGCCGUCGUGUCCAGCGCCUUGGCGGCGGCAUCUGCCACCUGCGCGGGCGUCGGCAGCGCAACAGCGAACUUGAAUAGAAAUCUAGUGAUAUUGCGCAAUCACUUGCGUAAAAAUACGAAUGUGGCACCCGCCUCAGCGGUCGCAGCGUCUGCGUCAGCAUCAACAGCGCUGUCCACACCGACACACACGGGCGCAUUCAACGACAUCACGCCCACCAACACCAACACGAACACACUCAGCAGCAGCACAAUCAGCGCACACAUCAACAACAUCAAUACCAAUCUGGAUCGGGAUCAAUAGCCCAGCAGCAAAUGGCUUGGCGCUUUUAAUUUAGUUCGCUUAUUACGUUAUGUUAAUUAGAUGUAAAAAAAUACGCAAAUUAAGUGUGGAGAGUAGCAUUAAAGUGAAAAUCAACACUUCAUUAUCAUAGUAUAACUGUACAUAGGUCUAUUUAUAGUUGUAUAUGUAUAUGUAAAUCGCUGUGAUGACGCGUUCGAAUAUGCUUCAGUUCAAAUGUACAGUUAAAAUAAAUAGUGCACUCACACACACUCAUACACGCGCACACACACACAUGCAUUGUUAUUAUAGCAAACACAAAAAAAAAUUUAAAACAACGCUUUUAUAUAUUUAAAAAAAAUUAUAUAUAUAUAUAAAUAUAGUAUAACGGAUAUUUUGCAUUUGUAAUUUGAGUACUUCCUCAGGUGAUGGCAUUUAAUAAACAGCAUUUAAUUAUUGUAUGUUUUAGCGGCAAUUUUUAUGUACAAACACUUCGCAGCAUUUAUGCAAAUUGAUUGAGAACAACGCGCUACAACAACAACAAUAACAAAAAAGUCCGAAACUGUUUAUUUAAAAGUAUUUAUAAAAACAGCAACAAAAAGAAACGAAGAAAUUUGUGUUUGCAACUCGCAACCACAAACAAACACACACACAGACACAUACAAAUAAACAAUAAGAAAUUAAUAUAAUUAGAAUGUGCGUAUGCGCACACACACACACAUACUAGUGCGUUAAAUGAAAUUAAAAGCCAACUGCACACACACACACACACAAGCACACCAUAAAUACGUGAUAUUUCAAUACGUCCAUGACUUUUUUGCUUCAAUUUGUCGUUACUUAUGUAUAGUUGGUUAGUAUUAAAAGCGCAUCGCAUUAAUUUAAUUGUAUUUUAAGUUUUUUCGCAUCACUUUUUCCACCUUUAUGCAUUUAAUUAUAGAAAUUAACGACAUAUGUCCAGCUACAAAAUAAGCUGUCCGCGUUACUUUCGUUUCUCCUCUUGAAUUGUUUGCAAAUAUUUAAUUUAAAUACGCCAACAAAUAAAAAUAAAUAAAUAAUUGCAUUGGAAAUCAAAUUAUUUAGAGCUGAAAAUCAAAGUUGCCACCUUGUGAAAUCAUUAUUAUUAAUAUACAUAUAUUUUAUUUUCGAACAAGCAGCCUAAAGGUAGGCAAUGAUUAAUUCAAUUUUGUAUUUGUGUUAAAAAGAUGCAAAUUCUGAAAAAGCUUUCCGAAAUUCUUAGUUCACUUACUGUUUUUUUCGAAAUUUUAUAUCAUAAAAGAAAAUUUUGAAAAAAAUUAGUUGUGAUUUUUGUCACUUUCUAUCUUAAAAGAACAAUUUUGGAAACAAAAUUGUAUUUUCCUAGGAAGCUCAAAUAGAAGACUCAUAGACCAUAUUUUUUUUUUUAAGUUAAUAAAAUUCUCCCUCAAAAUACAUUUACGUACAUAAUAUAUAUUUUUUGUUCGAACAUGCAGCCUAAAUGUAGGCAACAGAUAAAAAUUCUCGAAAACUUUCAAAAACUCUUAGUUCACCAGCUGCUUUUUUUGAAAUUUUAUAACUUAAAAGCAAAAUUUAAAAAAAUGUUAUAUAACUAAAUUUAUGCCAGACCCUGCAAGAAAUUAAAUUACUUUUUUUAAUAAUUUAUAAAACUCUUACAACAUAAAAUAAUUUUCCGAAAAAGCUUUUCGAAAUUCGAAAAUUUACAUGUUAAAAGCAAAAUAAAAAAAAAAACUUUUUAUAACGAAGCACAAAUGUUACCUACUGAAAUCGUUAUUGUUAAUAUAUAUUUAAUUUUUAUACCAUGCAGCCUAAAUGUAGGCAACAGCUCAUUUUUUAUAUGGUUUAUAUGUUAAAACAAAUUAAUUUUCGGAAAAAGCAGUUAGUGGACUAAGAAUUUCUGAAAACUUUUUACCGCAUUUUUAUCUUUAAAUCUUUUUUGAUAAAAUAUUUAUGCCACUAAGCUUAAAAGCAAGAAAAUUACAUAACUGAAUUUAUGCCAGUAUAUACAUAUAUUUCAUGACUCAUUUUGUAAACAUACUGUAUACAUAUGUACCUAAAGACUUUUUCAGCGUUGCAAUUUUUGCUAUACUUAUUUUUAUGAAGUUAAUUUGAAAUAAAAAUCUUGAAUAUUUAGUGAAAAUUUUCAAAUGACUCACGCUCACGCGUAUAAAAAGAGACUUUACGGUAACCAGCGCUAAUACUCACAGCACUUCUUACAAUUUCACUAAGAUUUCGGUUAGAU